CGGAGAUCCGGAGCCACAGCUGCUCGAGGACGGCCAGUGUGCAGACAGCCGCGGCGCGCCCCGCUAAUUGCGCCAAUCAGCGCCCGUCUCGCAGCCGCCAUGCCAGGCCCCAGCCCACCGGCGGAGAGUUGGCGCGGCUUCACCCGCGCGGUGUUGGCGAGCCUGCUCCUGACCCUGGCGCGCGCCUCGAGCCUCGACGACGCCCUGGUCAGCAUCCUGGUGGAAGACGCCGCGGACCGUCACGGCUACUGGCGAGCCAGCGUCGCCGACCUGGAGAUGAGCCUGGAGUUCCGGCCCGAGAGAGAGGGAGGCUCCAGCUCUGGCACGUGGAGGGCCUUGCUGGAGCACUGCGUGGACACCCCUGCAUCAGUGGACACCCCCGACAGCCCUCCGCCACCCACCUUGCUCCCCGCGGUCCCAGAGCGGGGCAGUGGCAGUCCGGUGGUGAGCUAUACCUUGUCGCUGGGACGGUUCACGCUGGUGAGGCUGCCCGCCCUGAACCUCAGCUUCGCCAGGCAGCACUGCGAGAGGGAAGGUGGCCGAGUAGCAGUCAUCAUCGGGCAAGAAGGCUUGCCGCAGCUGAGAGACCUCAUGGACAUGUACCCUGCAGACCAGGACGUCGAGCAGCAUGAUGCCUUUCUCGAUAUGGCUGACGGAACAGGACUGCCCAUUGAAUGGAGGGCGGACGAGCUGGGGGGAAGCGCCUGCCUCGCCAUGAGCCGUGGAGGGGACCUGGUUCUGCGGUCCUGCUCGCAGCGGCUAGCCUUCUUCUGCGAGCGGCCAGAGGAGCCGCCAGCCGCCGGAUUACAUCCUUAACUACAGUGCCCAUUCUUAUGAAGUUUACAUUUCAGUUCAGAUGAAAUAUUAGUUGUAUUAAAUAGAUAUUCAACACAA
Messenger RNA from Bacillus rossius redtenbacheri, 894 nucleotides. RefSeq lists its product as uncharacterized. The transcript has 6 exons. The coding region runs from base 100 to 816 and encodes 238 amino acids. NCBI's taxonomy places the organism in Eukaryota, Metazoa, Arthropoda, Insecta, Phasmatodea, Bacillidae. The record is from RefSeq and is a predicted model, not a curated record.